AUGCUGGGUAAACAGCCGACGUACCGUACGUGGCCGGUGGACGUUUCGCCGAACGGAAAGGAGCGACAGAUAUAUGACUUUCUUCGUUGCGAAGCGGUUAAACAAGUCGCUGGUUAUUUUGACACUUCAUUCUGGACUGUCGAUGUUCUGCGAGCUACACAGGCGUAUCCAGCGAUUUGGCACGCUAGCCUUGCCAUGGCGGCUAUGCAGAAUUGGGCGACAUUUAACGGUGAUACAGAGGCAUCGCGACAAACCAGGCUCGACCUCUACCAGCUUUCACUAAGGCAAUAUAAUGCGUCAAUCAAGUAUCUAAGGAUAAUAACUCCCAAGUCUUACCCAACUUACUCUGAGCAAGAAACAAUUCUACUUGCAAGCGCUCUCUUUGCAAGACUCUGCUGUCUGAACGGCGACAUAAGCCAAGCACUGAGUCACGCGCAUGCCGGCAUCCGGUUAUUCUAUGAAUGGGAAUUCUGGAAGCAAGAAGAUCUACUGCCUGCAUCUCGGCAAAACUGUAUAUUGGCAGUCGAUUCACUUCUUGUAUUAUUCACUCAUCUCGAGAAUAGAUUUGUAUCCCGUUUGGGACGCAUGGAUAGACCUCGCUGGCGCCUCCUGGCCACCCCCCAGAGAUGCUCCAGAAAGCCAUUCGGCUCUGCAAACGAAGCGUAUUGCAACUUAAUGCGUAUUGUAAGAGGUCCAGGACAAGAGACACCCUAUCUCAAAACACCACUAGGCAUCAUGGGUCCUCUGCCACCGCUAAGCCUAGGAUUCAACUUCCGGCACGAAAUUGACAUUUGGAAGAGAAAUUUCGACACAUUCCGAAAGUCAAAGGCUUCUCAGGCAGAUAACGCAAACACUAUAUUAAUAUUACAGAUAAUAAUGUCAACAAUGGAGCCGUACUUAUUCCCGAGCAGGACGGGAAAACCGGCUCAGGAUGCAUGGCAAUCGUCAUACGAACAUAUUGUCGACCUGGCAGAGCAACUGCUUAACAGAAACGACAGAAAUGAGGCCCAGCUUCCAUAUCCCAAAUAUUCGUUUUUCACCAGUCAUUGA
Metarhizium robertsii ARSEF 23 is the source of this 1050-nucleotide messenger RNA. RefSeq lists its product as uncharacterized. The transcript has a single exon. NCBI's taxonomy places the organism in Eukaryota, Fungi, Ascomycota, Sordariomycetes, Hypocreales, Clavicipitaceae. The coding region runs from base 1 to 1050 and encodes 349 amino acids. The record is from RefSeq and is a predicted model, not a curated record.